Linum trigynum is the source of this 757-nucleotide messenger RNA. The record is from the annotation of a GenBank genome assembly. Lineage: Eukaryota; Viridiplantae; Streptophyta; Magnoliopsida; Malpighiales; Linaceae.
CCUCACUCACUCGACAAAAAACCCUCUGCCUCAAUUCUCACUCACUCGGCAACAUUGCCGUUUCCCUCAACCCUCCACCGGCGGCGAUACCGUUUCCCUCAACCCACCACCGGCGGCGAUACCGUUUCCCUCAACCCUCCACCGGCGGCGAUACCGUUUCCCUCCACCGGCGGCGAUAAUGGUGAUGACCAAACCAAAAUCAAAAGUCUGCAAUCCACAGUCCAACCAGUAACAAUGGUGCUCUCCAAGAUCUCCUCCCAAUCCGAUGUCUCCGUCCACUCCACAUUCGCCUCCCGCUACGUCCGCGAGUCCCUCCCGCGCCCACCUCUUCAACGCCCCAUCUCGGCAACUUUCUUCCCCCAACAGAGCGCGGCGGCGGCGCCGAAUCCGAACGUGUUCUCGAUUUCGCUCGCGGGUCCGCAGGGGCAGAUCGUCGGCGGCAUUGUGGCUGGGGGUUUGGUGGCUGCUGGGACGUUGUUCAUCAUCCGAAGGGAGGAGCUCCGGAUCCGGCGGCGGAAUAGGUGGGGGUGGAGAAGCAGGGGGCUUCGCCUGCGAUUUCUGGCGCCGGCGGAGGAGAUUCGGCUGGGGAUGGCGGGUUGCAGCAGCUGGCGUACAGCGAGUUGCUACGAGAUUUUGGAGACCGGUGCAGCACUUGGGGUCGAUUGUGGGCUUGUCGCCUUCGGCGUAUGGAAGGCAUGGCAUCGCAUUAAGUUCGACAGUGCUGCAAGUGAUUGAUGCGGGGCUUCUACUGUCUGCG